This is a messenger RNA of Stomoxys calcitrans (stable fly), 10812 nucleotides long. It is a transcript of the gene unc80, whose product is annotated as protein unc-80 homolog. Bases 191 to 10183 code for a protein of 3330 amino acids. The record is from RefSeq and is a predicted model, not a curated record. Gene Ontology annotation, cellular component: axon; cation channel complex. Gene Ontology annotation, biological process: monoatomic cation homeostasis. The transcript is spliced from 34 exons. Lineage: Eukaryota; Metazoa; Arthropoda; Insecta; Diptera; Muscidae. Gene Ontology annotation, molecular function: monoatomic cation channel activity.
ACCGUUUGAAAGUCUUUUAACCUCGCAAAGUAACAUAAAAAUCCAAUAGAAGGAAUAAAAAAAAGAAUAGGAAAAAAGAAAAUUUCUGCACAUUCUUUACAGAUCUAUCGAUAAAAUCAUGUAAACCAACAAAUUUGAAUUCACAAAACAAACAAAAAUUGUACGCAAAGCAAAAGUAAUCGCCAGAAAAAUGGUUACCAAUAACACAACAACAAAUAAUAAUAACCACUCCAACAACAAUGAGGAAUUCGAUAUCGAUCAGGAUGACGGCUUGCAGGAUUUGGGAUUACCAGUAUCAGUGCAAACCUUUCUGUGGCAACAAAUAGCUCCCUUUAUAAGACCCAAAUUAGGAAAAUUGCAUGAAGCCAGUUGUAUGUUUUGUCAACAUGCACCGGGACACCAUGAAUCUAAAGGCGCCUGCAAGUCCUUCGAAAAAGUUGUCGUUCUUAACAUUCAAUUCGGUUUAUCGCCUUCUUUGACCGAUGGCUUGGCAGCCAUACCACGAUGGCGUCUCCUACAGGCAGCCUUGCCGCAUGUAAUGCAUUGCGUUUCUGCCUUGCUACACAAUCGUGUCAAAGACAUGCAGGCGAUUGGACAAAUCGAAACGACUCUGCUAUAUGCCAUGCAAUGGAUACUCUUGUAUGCUGCCGAAGAAUGUGCCGGUGAUGAGGGUGGCCUUGGAGGUUUGGUGAUCGACAGUGAGCACAAGGGCAAAUCAAUGGAACAGUAUUUAUUUUCAGUGCCAACAAUAACGCUCUUUGUUUAUCUGUUUGCUCCCAUUAUCCACCAUUUGAAAGAAUCUGAUUUUCAAAACUGUCGCCUGGAAAAUGGCAUUAAACUAUGGCAAGGCAUGUGGGAUAAUAGGGCUCCAGGAGCACCUUGCUUUACAGCACCGGUUAAGCCCAAGGCACGAAACUUGCUGUGUGCUCCCACGCCCAAAGGAUCUACAGAUGUCUUUUCUGGACGCAAACAAUCUCUCAGUGUCGAUGCCAUGUCACCCAAGGCUGAUUCUCCGCAGAGUGCCGGUUCCGAUCAUACCACCACACGCCAGGACGAAGAGAGCUCUUGGGUGUCAUCGCCCAAGGAAUUUUUCCCCGAAACUAUACCCGAAGAAGCAUCCAGUGUUGAAGAUGAACGUGUUGUUAUUUUUCGUUUACCUUCUGCUUCCCAUUUAAUGGACAAUUCAUUUUUUACUGCCGAUGCUAGUCUCUUGACUCAACAGCAACCACAAAGUCGCCGAGGAAGCCGUCAAUCCAUACACUCGAGAGAUAAGGAUAAACCCUCCACCAAGUUUGAGUUUGACCAACAGGAAUUAAUGCGUGGAGCCUCAAUGAAGGAAAAGCGCAGUGCUUCAGUGGAAAAAGAAACAGAUUCAGACAAAUCGGAAAGUCUUAAUGCUGAUGUAUCGGCUGCCACGUUUCUAGAUGUGGGUGUGAUGCGUUGCUUGUUCAUAUCCCAUUGGCAGGAAGAGGGUAUAUUCUGGAGUUUGCAGUAUAUGUUUAAUCGAUUAAGUGAAAUAGGUGAAGAAGCUGCCAUUUCCAUAAAUCAACCACGCAAACGUUCGAAUUCGUUGCCAAUACCACACAUCGAAAUCUCCCUGUACCAAGGACCGAACAGCAAUAAUCGGGAUAGUCCGGGAAGUUCCAUAAACAAGGAUUAUAUAGAAAUACCGGAGCCCUCAAUAACAACAUGUCUAGCAGAAGAGGCUUCCCCUACAGCCGAACGCCGAGGCAGUGAAAAGAAGAAACGUGUUAAAAUGUCCGACCUAAGGGCGUUUGUGGAGACGAAAAUGUUUUCGAAAUCGGAAAAGAAUUUGGAAAAAGUAGGGCUAGAAACAAGUUCAGCAAAUGGCAAGAGACCACUGCAACAUGCAGAAUAUCAUCGCAGUUUGGAUACCGGUGAAAAGAAGUUAUCACGUUCUGCUUCCAUGAUCUCCAGAGAGCCUGCAAGUAAUUUGAUCAAAGGCAAAUCAAUGCCCAGCUUAAGCUGUCUUCUCGAUAGCGGAUUUUACAGAUACGUAGAACCUCCCAAAGUAAUGAGAUCAUCACAGUCUUCGGGCCAAAGGACCACAUUCUAUCCAAGGAAUCCCAUAAUAACUGUGACAGAGCAUACACCUACUCCAUCGCCGGAUUAUAUGAAGCGACAGGGUUCUAUCGAUUCGCAACUGGAUGCAAUGAGCAGUGGUGGCAGCAUGGGUGGAGGAAUGACUGGCAUGAAUGGCUUCCACAAUGGUAGUAUGGCUGGCAUAACAAGCAGCACCUGUAAUGUGAGCUCUCGUUUUCGAAGUCAUAUGCUACGCUCUCACACUGAUUCCCAUAUUGAUUACACGGGCGUGGAUGAAUCAGAAGCCCCGGGUUCUUCAUUUUACAUAACACGUGAUGGUGGAAUAGACUAUGAAAUUGUACUUCUAGCAGUUUUGAAUGUUUUUAAAAGAGAUUUAACAGUGGUCUCGCUGCGAGUAUUGGAGGCUGGCAUCAAUAUAUGUGAACUCUUAUUGGAGAUGGGAGUAUUAAAAUUGGGUGAACAUGCUCACGAGAUAUCAAUGGGUAUUAUAAAGCGAGCAUUACAAGUUUUAGGAUGUCACAAUGGAUGCAAUGAAGGCGUUCGAGGUCCUCCUGCCGAUUUUCUUCGCAGUCAAUGUCAAAAAAUCCUAUCACGCCUUCUGAGGCAUGCCAGUCAACGCACCAAAAAAUAUCUACAAGAUAUGGUGAAAAAUGCUGGACUACAGGAGCUGGUUGAUUUUUUCCAUGCUUUUUGUGCCUUUUGUGUAGAUCCCAGUUCGUUAUUGUCACCGUUAACUCAUAAACGCACGAGUGCCUUUAAAAAUCUUAACACCGAUCUUGGAAAUGGUGUAUCCUCAUCAGGCGGUCAAGGUGGAUAUUCGACAAAUUUCAGUGGUGGUCUUAGUGGCGGACCGGAAGCUCAAGUCAUUGCUGCCGUCUUCAAGCCACUGGUGUCACGUUUCGUUAAUGCCUCUAAGGAACUCAAGACGCCGGAAAAUGCCAGCCUUUAUAGUGAUGUACGACAAUUUAUCACCUACGUAAAGGGUGCCCAUGGUGGGCCAUUCCGUUUGGUUGCUCUCAGUGGAAUAUUAGCAGUAACCCCAAGGCCGCAUAAGAAGGGGCCAGCGGCGCAGACCACGAGGGUGAUAAGACACAUUCCCCAGGCAGAGGUCGCACAAAGUGUGCAGAACGAUGACAAUCGAUCGCAAAGGCGUCUGCUUCUAAAGAAACGCAGCACCUCAUCAGCUUGUGCAGUGAGUCUUCUCGAAACAGAGCCUUGCGAUGAACACUACAAAACCAGCCAAUCUCCCCUGAGCAAUUUUAGACGUCGCACUACAGGAAUAAGACCCACUUUAACGCCACGUCACAGUGAACGUCAACUUCUCUCGGACUCCACAUCAAGCUCGGAACGUAAUUCACUGGGACGUCUGAGUGGUUUGGUGCGUUGGUUCAAGGGUACGCCCAAAGAGGCAUCAUCUAUAGAUCUGGAAAUAGGUUCUCUAAAUCCUGAAAUGUCAACUACUUUUGUACGCCAUCCUUCGUUGAAAAUACAACGAGGACGUUCCAGUGAUGGCAUAGGCCGAUCCAUACAGAGAGCUAAGAGACGAGUGGAGCGUAGACUUAAUCGUUUUGGUGGCAUUGUUAAGGGUAAAAAGAAACAGGGUGGCAUAGAGGAGACGGCAGAUUAUAGCCGCCGCAGUUCUUCGGAUAUGUGUGAUGGACCACGAGAAUCUGAGGUGGUUGUUUUAAAGGAACGAAAAUUAAUACCAUUGGAACCGGUGAGAGUGGGAAUGUUGCGUUUAUCUUUCUUGCUGGAAACUUGUGCGCCGGGAUCAUUUCCUGAUCCUCAAUUGGUGGCUGCAGUAUUGGAUUUGCCCCAAGCUCCUUUGGUAACCCGAGCCACUUUUCUUUUGGAAUGUGCCCAUUUUGUGCAUUUAUGCAACAAAGGCCAAUGGCCCACCUGGAUGAAGCAAAAUGUGUCGGGUUACAGACCUUCAGGGGCAAACAUCAAUGCCAGCCAGAUUAAGCAACAAAUGGGCACAACCAGUUCCAGACGCACUCAUAUAUUGCAGAGAGCAGCAGGAAAAAUGUUUCACCAGUGGGCCGAAAUGCUGGGAGCUCGUUUGGAGGAAAUACUUUUCACCGAGCGUCUACAGUAUGAGAAUGUCAAUGCCAGCCUUACUGACCCUGACAAGCAACGCGAGCUUUUGCAGCAAGACGAGGAAGAAGAUUUUCUUGAUGAAGCUUCUGUCAAUCCCCAUGGCAAUGAUUGUCCUCAUGCCUUGAAAUUAAUUGCCUGCGUUUUACUAUUCGAGAUUACAGCCUUUUUGCGAGACAUCUACGUCACCUUGCCCAAAGCCUCAAAAUUGUUGCACAAAGAUAAGCCUGCUCCUUGGGAAAAGGUAUAUCGUGAAGCAAAUCGCCGCUGGUCUAUGGCCUUAAGCUCUAUGGGUCAUUCACAGACUUCGGCACAGAGUUUGCAAUCCAUAGCGGCUGGAAAUGAUGCAGCAGGAGGUCAGACUGAACGAAAAAUUUCUUUUGUUUUGCAUGAGCCAGACAAUGAAUCGGAGAACAGCAGCAACACCACCCUAACCAAGGAGGGCGAAGAAGGUCAAUAUUUUCCAGCUCGUCGUCCCACAGCCUCUGCCGUGAGGCCUUUUCUGCUAAGGCGUGGCACGGCUACCACCACUGGGGGUUCUUUUAAACGCAGAUCCCUAAAAUUAAGACGAAAUACCAAAGAUGGCAAGGACAUGGAAACUGACUUCAAACGUGUCGACUCCAUCCAAGCCAAACGCAAAGUAUCUUCACUUUCCGACCGUAGUGAUACUUCGGAACAGGGUAUAGCCAGUGGCGGUGAAGAUGAUCAUGGCUCGCCCGGUAUUUUAAGUGAUGAUCAGCAGCCAGAAUCGCCUACGGACUCCAAUGAAACUGAUGAUACAGCCAAAAAUAUGCCCUGGCUAAAGGCGGUCAUUGACUUAAUUAGCAGUUACAAUUUCUAUUGUCCUCAUAAAGGAUAUUGCCAUCCCUAUUGCUACAAGAGGCAUAUGCGUUCUUGUACCCGACUUAUUAAGGCAACCAGAAAGGUAUAUGGCGAAGAAUUUGGUUUUACAUUUGAUGCCGAUCAUCCCACAUUGGAGCCCACCGUUAUAUCCUCCUCCAAAGUUAAUCAACAACGCCCCAGAUCAGCGCGUAAGGUUUCCGAACAAAGUUCAACACAAACAUCGCCAUCUAAACGCAAGGAUAGUUUAUCGCGUAAGGAUCGCAUAAGUGAUGAUCCCGAUCUAGAGAUGGCCGAAAAGUUAGCUAAAGCUUUUCGUCAAGAACGAGAAAAGAAAGAGCAAGAGGAACCACCAAUACUCAAAUUUAUACGAUUCCAUAUACGAAGUCUCUUCCAUUUUCCUUUUGCCACAAUGCUCAAGGGAGCUGUUAUACUAACCGAAGAAAUGGUAAUUGAAGCAAUGCCAGCUGCAUGGGAACUGCUAUUGGAAACAAAUCAGGAUACCGCAUCCGCUAGUGCUGCGGUAUUUCUUAUGGGUUCGGUAAAGGCACAAAACUAUGCUUUCGAUAUAAUGCAAAGGGCAUUGAAGAACAAGGAUCCGGAUAUAAGAAUUGGAGCUAUACAAAGAUAUUUGGUUUUGUGGAAAAAUCGCUUUCAUGUCUGGCCUCGCAUGGAGGAAAAUGCUCAUGAUGUGACUUUCAAAGUGCCCCCUGGAGGCAUAGAGUUCACAUUGCCUUCUCCCAAAAUUGGCAUAGAAAGUCUGCCGGUGGUCGAUCCUCCAUGGAUGCCAGUGCAGCAGACCAAAGAUAUGGAUGUAACCCUUAAUCAAGAUAGUGUGCUCCCCGUUGCAGUAACUGCCACCAAAAGCCGUAAAAUGCAACAAACCGAGGCCAUACGUAAUGCCUUACGUCAGCAACGCGAUAAGCAACGGGCAGAACGUCAUAGUUUUCUUAUCACCACCAUACCGGUCAGUCAACAGGCCUCCCAUGAACCUGGCAUGGAACAUGAAGACCACGAAGGCGAAGAGGAAAUCGAUGGCACCCGCAUGUCUUCCCAUCUGCACCACUCGCACUCACUAUUUCCCUCUGUCUUGUGUUCUUCGGUAAUGCAAAUCGUGGGUUGCUUAGAUGAUGCAGCCAUUGGCAGCGAUGGCAAUGCGGUCUAUGAGGUGGCUUACCAAGUUAUUUGGGUAUGUCUGGUGGAAGAGUCGGCCUUAUUUUUGCGCUAUGUCUUUGAACGUUUGACGCGCGAUCGCCAAGAUCAAAUGUUCAAGUUACUUCGUCAUUUGAUACGAUUUGUGCCUCGUUUGCCUCAGCAGGCAGCAUUUGCUUUGUACAAUUCCAUUAUAGGAUACAUUAUGUUUUAUGUAAGAUCUUCGAAUGAGCUGAAGCAAGAGCUUGUUGGUUCAGCUUUAUCCAUUCUUUGGAUGGUCGUCCACAGUGUCCAUGGCAUUAUGUUUAAGGAUUUAAAACAGAUUCUCCGUAAGGAACAAUGUGAUGCAUCGAUUCUCUUAACUGCCAAUGUGCCGGCUGCUAAGAAAAUCGUUGUCCACGGCCCAACGGAUGAUGAUUGCAAUAUACCCUCCCAAUUUCCCGUGCAAGAAGACACGCUCUUCUGUCAAUUGCUAAAAGAAGCUUUGGACUAUUAUCCAGUGGAUGAGAAGAACAUCAACAAUUAUUGUUUGGUGGACUACAAGAGUAAUAAAAUUCUAAAUCCCAAUUGGUACAUUCGUGAUUUGUACUUCUUCAAGCGCUCCCAAUACCCAGAAGUUCGUUUGGUACUCCUUAAGCCGGAUGAAUCAUUUUUGGCUCUACAAAAGCAGGAACUUACCAAGAAAUUUGUGGAAAUCGGCAAGGUGCAUUUAACCUGGGCUAUUUUGAAAAAUGUCGAUAUGGUGGUGCAACGAGUUGUGUUCCUGCACGAGGAACUUAUGAAACUACCCUCGUUUCCACGCAAAGCUUUGGAGGUCGAUUUGGAUUUACACCAGAGUGGUGAAUAUGGCAAAGUAUUGCUGGGUCUGGAUGUAUUGCACAAAUUUAUGUGGGUUCGUUUGAUAGCCCGUAUGUUUGAGGCUAUGGCUGGCAAUUUCGCCUAUUCCGCAGAUAUUCAACUAUUUUUGAAUGUGCUGUCAGGAGCAGCUUUUCUGCAUGCCGAAGAUUCCUGCAUUAUGCGUUAUGUAAUGGCCACCUACAUUAAUGCUGCCUUCAAUUUCAAGAAUAUUUUCUCCACCAAUGGUUAUUUUAUGAUAAUGCCUACCCUGCUGCAGAUUUAUUCUUUGCAUCAGACCAACAAGUUGAUAACUACCACCAUAGAAUAUGCGGUAAAGCAAUUCUAUCUACUGAAUCGUAAGCCUUUUAUAUUGCAAAUGUUUGGAUCCGUGUCGGCUAUUUUGGAUACAGAUGAGGAUGGCACCUAUGGGGAUGCCCAUAAGGUCCAGUCUAGUUGUUUGUUUAAUCUAUUGCUCAGUUUGGAAGAUCCUUCUCCAGAUCCUUUGAAUAUUGCGGAAUUGGUUAAGGAACCCAAACCCUUGAAAGCCAUUGAUUUUUGCUACCACGAUGAGGAUGGCGAUGUUACAGUCUUGGAUUGCAUAACGCUUUGUGUUAUGGUUGUCUCUUAUUCGGCAGAGAGUACAAGAGGCUAUCAAAUGUUGAUCAUUUUGGAGGCCAUAUUGCCUUGUUAUCUGCAGCAGAUACAAUCUCCCAGCUACAUACCUCUGCAGGGAAAAUCUGAAAGAGAUAUAAUUCUACAACUGGCCGUGGCCAUACGCACCAUGGUCCACAACUGUGAGGGCUUGGCCAAAAGCUACAAUGGACCCUAUCGUAAUAGUCCCGAGCAUAAGGGUUCUUCGCAGCGCAACUGCAGUCGAGGGCCCCCUUGUUCUCCGGGCUUGGAUUUCGAGGAGGAAUCCCAUUCGAAAUACAUCAAUGAUCCCCGUACCAAGAACAUUAUCGAUUCGGGCGAAGAUUCAGAAAUGAUACGUACCGAAUAUCGCAGACCUCGUGAUGUCUUACUCUCCGUGGUGGGAGAUUUUCUGAGUAAAUCUACCACACGCCUGCAAGAACUCUCCAAGAAAAUGCCUAAGGAUGAUAAUAAGCCAACCGAAGUUUUAGAUGCUAAAUGCCACAUACGCUUGGCUGACAUUGCCCAUUCUCUGCUCAAAGUCUCACCCUACGAUCCAGAGUCUAUGGCCUGUCGAGGCCUACAGAGAUACAUGCAAGCUGUCUUACCCAGAGCCGAAUGGUCAAAUGACACCUUGAGAAAUGCUUUGGUCACCAUUCUUAGGAGAAUUGAUAAGGUGUUCUUGAAAAUCUCCAAGAAACCUUCCAUACGUCGCAACACGGAUUGGGAAGCAGCAGCUGGCUUGCUAAAGGGUAUACAUGAGACCAUUGUGCGUCACCCCUAUGUUCUGCAUUGGCAACAGAUGAAAACGCUCAUUGGCACUGUGCAAAAUCUGAUAGUCAAUGAACCGGGAUCGGCAGCUCCCGAGGGUGUGUCAAGCGCAGGUGCAGCUCUUAUGUCUCAGAAUCCGCCGGCCUUCUUUUGUUCGACUGUGGUGCGCCUGGUGGCAUUGCAGGUGGUAAGUCCUGUCGAUUGCUUUUCCCUGGUGCAAAUAUGUGGAGGCAGUGCCGAAUUCUCCACACAGGAGAAGGCCGAAGGAUAUCUAAUGCAUUUGAUAAUGCCACUGUGCUUGAAGGUAUGCUCCGGCCGAGGUGUCUCCGAUGUGGGCGAAUUGAAAAUGACCGAUGUCAGCUAUUUGCUAACGGCCGUUCUAAAUGCCAUGAGUCCUCCUGCGGGACGCACAGGCCAAGCUGUUUCGCAAAUUAAUCGUGUGGGAGGAGAUUUAAGAACAGGUUCGCUAACCUUUACGGGCAGCAGAGAUGCCAAAAGGCCUGCCCGCAUCGCUGGCUCCCUUUACCAGGCGGCCUUUUUGGCCCUGCGCAUAGUCUGCAUAUGCUUUGAGAGUCGCCUUUCAACAGAAUGGCCAAGAAUUGUAAGAGUCAUGAGGGAUUUGGGUAGAAGAAAUGAGGCUGCUCCUGACCUAUGGAGUUUCUUGGAGUUUGUGGUAACCCAUAGGACACCUCUGUAUAUAGUGUUGCUGCCUUUUAUUUUGCAUAAGAUAUCCCAACCUCCCAUAGGAGAUCAUGAACGUCAUAUGCAGUUUGUUAUACGAGAGAGAUUAAGGGGUACUCCACCCCAGGGGGGCAUAAAGUCCAAGGGAGCCUUGCUUUUGGAAUUGGCUCGAGACAUGAGGGAUCUCAGAGAUGAGCUGGAGGAAAAACGUUAUGAUCGUGAGAGUUCCGACCAAAAGAAGAGUGACACCCCAGCAGCCACAAGCGGUACAGAUGCUCAUAAUAAAUCACAACAACGACCUUCUUUAAUUUCAAUUUUCACUGGUACCACUACAGGGCAAGCUACACACUCACACAUUUCAGCGGCACCCAUUGACUCCCGCAGCGGCUCCGGCGGUAUUUGUACGCCCAGCGAUACCCUGUCCCAGCAAACGCUACAUCCUCCCAGAGAAUCGCUGUCAAGCAGUUCCACGGGCAAAGAUCAUCACACCACUACCAGUGAAAGUCACAGUGGUGGUGAUCAGGCAGUGGGAUCAGCUCCUACCCUAAUUGGGGCCUCAGGAUCAGGUGUGGCAUCCAGCCAGGGUACCAGCUCUGCCACCAUUGCCACAGCUUUGCCAUCUGGAGUAACCUCACAGCUAUCACAUUCCCAGAGCUUGCAACAGGCUCCCUUCAAAGCACAGCCACCCAAGUUACGUUUUGUCUCUUCAGUGGAAUUUAGACACUCCUCAGGGGAGACUUCCACCACACCACUAUCGCCCGAAAGUCCAGCAGAGGAUAGUUCAGGAGAUCAUACACGCUCAAGAUUACAAAGGACAAAGGCAGCCAGCCGCAAAACGUUUCGUUUGAAGCGUAGCCGUCUCACCCCCAUGGAGCCACCGAGUAUAGUAACCGCCCUAUCACAGGAAGAACAUCCCAAGCCUAUUGGAGAAAUUUCAUGGGAUUCGGUAUCACAAACAUCAUCCACCUCCGGUUAUCGUGACACUAAUAGCCUACAAACUGGUCUCUUGUCACCCGAUGGUUCCCUGGGAGGUUUAACCUUGGGCCGUUCACCCUCUCAACAUUCACUUUUAAUGGUUUAUGAGGGUCAGGAUGAGGAUACGCUCAUUUAACAAUCACAGUUUAAUGGUUAAGAUUAAGAAGGAGAUAUAUUUGCUAGACUUACCCUUUAAAAUGUUGUAGAUGAUGUUAAGUGAUGAUGAUAAUGAUGGAUGUCUUGUCAUUUAUUGAACGCAAAAAAUUGAUUGAUUUCACUUCCUUUAUAGCGAGAUUUCGAAGGGUUUAGACGAACCACAAAUGAUGAACACACACCACACUUAAAUAAAAACCAAUUUCUAAUUAAUAGUCAAUCGUUAAUCCCAUCGUCAUGAAAGAGAAAACAUGGGCAUUUUACACUCUGAAAAAAUGCAAACUUUAUACAACUUUUUUUUACAAUAUGAAAAACCUAUUUUAUGCAUGUUGUUAUUGUGUGAAAAUACAAUUUUGUUUCGUUUUAUAGAAAGUAAGUAAACGAUGAUGUAAACUAAAAGUUUUAUGGCCAAUCAACGCAACAGUAAUGUGUCAAAUUAAUGAGCCAAUUGAUAUAUGUCUUAGGUAUUUUUAGUCACUUUUUUAUAAUUUAUAAAAAAAAGAAUACAUCGAUAAAUGUUAAAUGUUGUUGUUUCCCCUAGGAAAGCAGUAAUACAAAAAUCUAUAAUAAAAUAUCCCAAAUAAAAUCGAUUUAGAAUACCCCGAAAACUUA